CAACUGUGGCAUUUUUCAUGCAGAACUUGGGUAAGACAUUUGAGGGAGAGGCAGUUCACACUCAGUUGAUUACAUCAGCUAAUAGCGUUAGCCAUGUCCUUUUCCAGGAAUGAUGUCAUCAAUUAUGCUACUCAACAUCCUUUUAAAAUGGUGUUGAGUUUCUUGUUGUGUUGGGUCACUGCUUUUGUGAUUAAAUUAAAGCAUGACCAAACAACAUAAGAGCAAAAGGACCUGCCUCUUUAGGCGUACAAGCCCACGCAAAGGGUUUAUUCAGGGGGCUAGACAGCUGUCAUCCGUGCGCUAAAGUUCACCCAGCUGACAAUUCAGGAAGAGGAUCCAGUGAGAUGUUUAUGGACAACGAAGUUCAGUUAAACCGAAAUGAAAUGUUCGCUUUGCAGCUAGCAACGAGAACAAAAGCCGAGAUUGUCACAGAACUGGUUGUAUUUGUGCUAGUAGGUUUAAUCGGUGUGUGCGGGAACUUUCUUGUACUCUUUGUCAUAAGUCUGACACCAUCGUUAAGAACUAUCUCCAACUUUUACGUAGCUUCUCUAAGUGCGAUGGAAUUACUGCUGUCUUUCUUCAUUUGGAUUUUUUUACCAGAGGUAACGGUGAAAGGAAAGUGGACUUUUGAUGACGCUACCUGUCAAUUUGUAGGAUUCACGACGGCCAUGUUGGCCACAGGUUCUAUUUAUUCCAUGGCUUUAAUCGCAAUCAAUCGAUACUUCCUCAUGGUAAAAUCGAACCUUCAUCGUAAGUACUUUACAAAGAGAAACGCUUGUAUAUCGAUUGCUGCGUCAUGGAUCUUAGCUGGAAAUUUUCCUGUGUAUUACAUGAUUUUCGGCAACAAGUUUGAAUUUCAUUCCGGAAAAGGCGUCUGUGUCUUUGAUGUGGCGAAGUUGAAUAUAGUGCACGCCUUUUUGACAGGUUUCUUCAACAUUCAGCUUCCAUAUCUUGUCAUUUCGUAUUGUUAUUUCAAGAUUUAUAAGAAGGUGAAAGAACACAAUGCAUUACUGAGGCGCCCUGGACGCGGUAACGGAAGCGGUAGCGGAAUUUCAGCGAAGGAAAUUAGAGUAACAAAAUUACUGUUCGCUAUUGUGUUGAGUUACACGAUUUGUUGGACGCCAUUUUAUGUCAUCGAUUCACUUGGGGUGUUUCUUGGUCAAUUUUUCGCCCCUCGCCUUAUUUACGUGUUUUACAGCAUUUUUGUUGGCAGUACUACUGCCAUCAGCCCGAUAAUCUACGGCGUUUUCAACAAAGAGCUAAAAGGAGAAAUCGUAAAACUUUUAAAAUCGAAAUGCUGUUGUAUGUGCAGAAAAGUCAAAGUUGAGGUCUCUGUUACAACGUCAAAUAGGCAUUCAUGAUAACGCACCUGGUGCGAAAAGAUAGCCAGCUCUAACAAAGAGCCUAGAAAUGUAUGAUAUUGAUUCUCAAUACAAUCCUAGAAAGGUCACAAACGAACUUAAAACCGUAUUAGUUCCAAACAUCUUUGACAGAAGUUUCUGUCUUCUAAAUUUUAAUUUCCUUUUAUGGGUUUUGGUAAAAAUUUAAUGAAUAAAUUGUAAUCGUGAGCGCUUGUAUUAUGCUAACUACUGUUAAUUGCACGCUGAAACUAUCUUUGUAAACUUAUAACUUCAGAUUAUA
Messenger RNA from Stylophora pistillata, 1641 nucleotides. Its product is annotated as melatonin-related receptor-like. Lineage: Eukaryota; Metazoa; Cnidaria; Anthozoa; Scleractinia; Pocilloporidae. Gene Ontology annotation, molecular function: G protein-coupled receptor activity. The record is from RefSeq and is a predicted model, not a curated record. Gene Ontology annotation, biological process: G protein-coupled receptor signaling pathway. Gene Ontology annotation, cellular component: membrane.